Molecule: messenger RNA, 964 nt
Organism: Ixodes scapularis (black-legged tick)
Lineage: Eukaryota; Metazoa; Arthropoda; Arachnida; Ixodida; Ixodidae
Exons: 2
Coding region: 1-738 (245 amino acids)
Source: RefSeq, a predicted model, not a curated record
AUGACGCAGGACGGGAAGGACGUGUCCGCCUGCGCUCCGCAAAAAGACGUAUGUGGCUCGUGCGAGGCUCGCUUCUACGCGAAGCAGCAGUUUCUUGUCUGCUCGGCAGGUUGCAAUCGCCGUUUUCAUUGUAAGUGCUUGAACGUCACCCAUGAAGAGUACAAUUUCUACAUGAAGAGUGGCACGAGCGCUUUCAAGUGCUCGGGCUGCACCCGAAGGAGUAGUGCGUCACCGAGGAAUGACGCCGCUGCUGGUAUCGGAGGUGUGGUUCCCGCUCCUGUGGCGUUCGUCGAACCAUCGAAUGUGACGCUCGAUGACGGCUCCGUUCCGCCCGCUCUGCUACGCCUCAUCGAAAGCCUGUCAAGCAAAUUGGACAUCGUUACGGCAGAACUCAAGUGCCUUAGGGCGGACAACAACAGCCUUCGCUCCGAAGUGCUUCAUCUCCGUAAAAGUGUCCAUGAACGAAUGCCUCUUCCGUCUUCUUCAUCAACCAUGUACGCGUCCGUCGCAGCGCUGCCGCCUGCUGCACCAACGUCAGUGUUGAGACCUCGAGCUGCAGAAUCGCUCCUCAACACAGUUCCAGGGACGAAUCUGGGUGGGGCUGGCUUGGAAUCGAGUCCCUCAAGCGGUGCGAGAGCUGCGGGUGAGAAGGACGCUGUGGACGACGGCUACACGACGGUGGGGCCCCGGCGGCGAACCAAGCCGUCAGCUGGAACGGCUAAACCAAACAUUGUAUAACAGCAUUGUGCCACCUCAAGUUGACAUCACCACACCCCUGCCUACAUUUCGCUGUCAGUUGGACGAACUUUUCGUCACUUCAUAGCGCGUCAGUGUAUAUGCAUAUCUAUUUCUUUUUAAUGAGUAGGAUUUUUGUUUAAGAGUUUUAUUGUACGAGUUGGUGUACCUAAGAGAAGGCCGCUCGGCCGUUUUAGGGCACCCGAAAAAUAAAGAUUAUUAUUAUUAU